AUGGGUCAAGACCAGAUCUCCAUGGCCGAAAAGACUGGCGAUGAGAUCCAGCGACAGGCCUCGUUCGACGCGGUCCCGAGCCAGUACCUCCAAACCGACCUUGAGAAAGAAAAGACCAUCCAGGGCGAUGCCCACUUCCACCGCCUCGGUUGGAAGAGACUGACUGUCGUUCUCAUCGUCCAGGCCAUUGCCCUCGGCAGUUUGAGUCUCCCAGGAGCCUUUGCCACCCUCGGCAUGGUCCCAGGAACCAUUGCAUGCGUUGGAGUAGGCCUCAUUGCCAUGUAUGCCAGUUACAUGGUUGGUCUUACCAAGCUCAAGUACCCUCACAUCGAUCACUAUGUCGAUGCUGGUCGGCUCUUGUUCGGAGGCUUUGGCGACAAGAUCUUUGCCGUCAUCUUUGUGGGCCUGAUGGUUCUCGCUACCGGCUCCCACUGUCUCACGGGCACGAUUGCUUUCAUCAAGAUCACCGGGGCGACUAAUGUCUGCUCUCUGGUGUUCGGCGCAGUCUCUGCCAUUAUCCUUUUGGUUCUGGCUAUUCCUCCUAGUUUCACCGAGAUUGCCAUCUUGGGAUAUGUCGACUUUGCUUCCAUCAUUAUUGCCAUUGGCAUCACCAUUAUUGCCACGGGUGUUCAGAGAUCAGAGACUCCUGGAGGCAUGUCUUCGUCUGAUUGGUCGGCAUGGCCUCAGGACGACCUUUCUUUCACUCAGGCCAUGGUCGCUAUCUCGAACAUUGUCUUUUCGUAUGCCUUUGCAGCUGCUCAGUUCAGUUUCAUGAGUGAAAUGCAUACUCCAGCCGAUUUUACCAAGUCCAUCGUUACUCUCGGAUGCACCGAAAUUGUCCUCUAUACCAUUACUGGCGCAGUCAUCUAUGCCUUCGUUGGCCAGAGCGUGCAGUCUCCAGCCUUGCUUUCCGCGAGCCCUCUGGUAUCUAAGAUCGCUUUCGGUAUUGCUCUACCUGUCAUUUACAUCUCGGGCUCGAUCAACGCUACGGUGGCCUGCCGCUUCAUCCACGGAAGAAUGUAUAAAGACUCGAUUACGCGAUACAUUAAUACUCCCAAGGGUUGGAUCUCCUGGAUUUCAGUCGUUUCGUUCAUCACUAUCCUGUCUUGGAUCAUCGCAGAGGCCAUCCCCUUCUUCUCGGAGCUGCUUUCCAUCUGCGCAUCUCUCUUUAUUUCCGGCUUUUCCUUCUGGAUCCCUCCUAUCCUUUGGUUCCGUCUCCUCAAGGAGGGUAACUGGUACGAUAGACACAAUCUUAAGCGGGCCAUCCCUAACUUGAUCGUCUUUGUUGUGGGAUUCUUUAUCUUUGUUGCCGGAACUUACUCUAGCUUCGACCAGAUCGUUGCCAAGUUUAACAAGGGAGACAUCGGAAGACCCUUUUCCUGCAACAUCGCUUAG
Molecule: messenger RNA, 1395 nt
Organism: Fusarium keratoplasticum
Lineage: Eukaryota; Fungi; Ascomycota; Sordariomycetes; Hypocreales; Nectriaceae
Exons: 3
Coding region: 1-1395 (464 amino acids)
Biological process (GO): amino acid transmembrane transport
Cellular component (GO): vacuolar membrane
Molecular function (GO): amino acid transmembrane transporter activity
Source: RefSeq, a predicted model, not a curated record